AUGGAAUUGUGGUUAACGGAAAGGGACGGUAGUGCGAUCAUUCGCUCCAAGAUGUUUCUAAGUCAUCGCGGGAAUUACGAAGAAGCAAUUUCUAAUAAGGAAAAUAUUGAUAAAGAAAUAGUUAGACGAUGGGUUAAUAAAGCUUUGCAAAAAAGGGAGUUAGAUGAAAAGACUUGGCAACCCGAAUUUUGGAAAAAUGACGCAGUUCUACUUAAUACACUUGAAGAGUUAGAAGAGACUGAGAACGGAAGUAAGAAAAAGAUAUUAGAACUAGCAAUGAAUGAUGAUGAGUAUAUAACAAAGUUCUGGGAAUCAGUAAGGACAGAAAGGUGCAAGUCCGUAGAACUUAAAGACGAAAAAUUACGAAUAAAGAUAAAUCUUCUCUUAGUUGGUGUGGUAGUGCAUCUUAGUCUGAGAGCAAUUCUGUUUGCUCAAAAGGGUGUAGUCUUUAGGUUUCUGCCGGACUCUGGUGGCUUAGCAGAGGAUAAACGAAGCUCCUUAUUUCAAAUGAUGAUAUCAUCCCACUUUGAACGUUUGUCUAAACAACAAUCUUCUAUCUUUGAAAAUUAUGCUUGA
This is a messenger RNA of Acaulospora morrowiae, 576 nucleotides long. The record is from the annotation of a GenBank genome assembly. NCBI's taxonomy places the organism in Eukaryota, Fungi, Glomeromycota, Glomeromycetes, Diversisporales, Acaulosporaceae.